Molecule: messenger RNA, 1202 nt
Organism: Hansenula anomala
Lineage: Eukaryota; Fungi; Ascomycota; Saccharomycetes; Phaffomycetales; Wickerhamomycetaceae
Gene: TRM8
Product: tRNA (guanine46-N7)-methyltransferase
Exons: 1
Coding region: 132-761 (209 amino acids)
Biological process (GO): tRNA methylation; RNA (guanine-N7)-methylation
Cellular component (GO): tRNA methyltransferase complex
Molecular function (GO): tRNA (guanine(46)-N7)-methyltransferase activity
Source: RefSeq, a predicted model, not a curated record
AAACGUUUCUAUAGACAGCGUGCACAUUCAAACCCAUUCUCAGACCAUCAACUUGAAUAGUGAGUAUAAUUAAGAACUCUUCUCACUUCAUAUUUCUAACCCAUAUCGUCAGUCCAAGAAGCCCAGCUGAUAUGGAAUGGUCAAGAUUAUACCCAGGAUUCUUUGAUGAAUCAACAGGUAAAAUGACAAAAGAUGUCACUAUUGCAGAUGUUGGAUGUGGAUUCGGUGGGUUGUUAAUUGAUUUAUCCCCAGCUUUCCCAGAUAAUUUAAUAUUAGGUAUGGAAAUUCGUGUUCAAGUUACACAUUAUGUCGAAGAUCGUAUUAUUGCAUUAAGACAAAAACAUAUUGACACAAACGGAUAUCAAAAUAUAAAUGUUUUGAGAGGUAAUGCCAUGAAGUUUUUACCAAAUUUUUUCCAAAAAUCACAAUUGGAGAAAAUGUUUUUCUGUUUCCCUGAUCCUCAUUUUAAACAAAGAAAGCAUAAGGCAAGAAUUAUCACAAAUACUCUAUUGAGUGAAUAUGCUUAUGUUUUGAAAGAAGGUGGUAUAAUUUAUACCAUUACAGAUGUUAAAGAUUUACAUGACUGGAUGGUUAAACAUCUUGAUGAACAUCCAUUAUUUGAAAGAUUAGACGAAGAAUUUGAAAAAAAUGAUGAAUGUGUUAAGAUAAUGUAUAAUAGUACUGAAGAAGGUAAAAAAGUUGAAAGAAAUAAAGGUGAUAAGUUCUUGAAAUGUUUUAGAAGAUUACCAGAUCCAAAAUAAGUACUCAUGAAACAAAACUUUGUAUAUUAGUGAAUAAAGAGCCUCGGUUGGGAUAAUAAUAAUAAUAUAUUUAAAAUAACUGUACUCAUACAAAACGAACUGAAAAUAGACUGAUAAACAAAAAUCACAAAUAGUUAGUGGAUCUAUGAUGCAAAGAAAUCAAAUAACACUUCUAGUCUAAACUUGAUCUUGGAUAUUACUUGAAUUUAAUGAUUCAGUAUCAGAGCCUGCAAAUACACUUUCAUCUCCAUCACCAUUACUUGUAGAGUUCCCAUUUCCCUUUUUCUUGAAAACUUUACCAACAAAUGAGCUAACUGUGGCACUUGAUCUUCUUAUUGAAGAACUUAAUGAAUGUUGAUCACUAUUUUUAUAUUUAACAAUUUCUUCAAUGCCUGGAGGUUCAAUACUAAAAUUUGAGGAUUGAGAUUGUGGUGGAAUGAA